AUGAGUGACUAUCAAUCUCAAUUGCAAAGGUGUUUGCAUUCACCACCUCAUAAUAAUCAGUGUUCUGACUGCAAGGCGUUAAAUCCUACCUGGUGCUCUACCACUUUUAACGUCUUUCUAUGUACAAGAUGUGCUUCUUUGCAUAAAAAAAUAUUGAAUAAAGACCCUUAUUACUCAAAUAUCAAGUCAAUUACAUUGGAUUACUGGAACCAAGAUGAUUUAUACAAUUUGAUCGAUUUUAGGAGAGCCAGAGACUCUACAAUAAAAUACGACCUUUACACUAUUUCUGAUAACAAUUAUGACAUAGAAAAGCUAAUUGAAGGCAAAUAUAUGGACCCAUUAAUGAAGAAAGACAGAAUGAAGAAGAUAAGUAGAAGAAAGGUAGGUAAAUUACCAUUGUUGACUAACAGAAGAGCAAGAGAUUACGAAAUAGGUAAAUUUGCUGCUCACAUAAGACAAGUAAGAUCCAUGUCAUCAAAAUUCUAUACCGAAGAUAACAUUAUCGAGGCGCUAUCUUUAUCGCAUGGUAAUAUACAGACAGCGGUAGAUAUUCUUGAGUACAAUGAUACAUCAAAUGUCUCUGAUGAUGACGAUAAUGACUUUAAUGCGCCAACUUUGCCUAAAAGACCAGAUACAACAGCUGGACCAAGGGCAGCUGUCUUUGAUGGAAAUUCAGUUGCACCAACAAGCAGUAAUCAACCCAAGACCGUUGUUUUUGAUGGUUUAGAUACUAAUUUUUCACAACAAAUGUAUCCACAACAGACAAAUUAUUCACAAAAUUCUAUGCAAACAGGCUAUCAGCAACCAUUUUCCUCUCAGGUGCCAUUCCAACAGCAGCAAAUACAGCAACUUGGGCAGCAAACUUUUCAGCAGGUACCAGUACAACCAACAAUUCAACAGCAACAACAGCCAAUGUUCCAACAGCAAAACAUGUACCAGCAACCAACAUAUCAAGAACAAUCUCUCCCAGUACAACAAAUAAUUCAGCAGCAGCAGCAGCCUCUUCAAACACAACAAACUUUCCCCCAGGCAAUUUUUCAACAGCAACCCCUACAACCCCAGCAAGCAUUUCAGCAACAGCCAGGAUAUCAGCAACAAAUGCAGCCAUUAGCUUCACAAGCACCAACACAACAAGUUGUUCAACAACAGCCUUUCGUUCAGCAACAGGUCCUUCCACAACAACAAACCUAUCCGACUCAGGCGUUCUCUAAUAAUCCGUUUUCUUAUUAA
Kazachstania africana CBS 2517 is the source of this 1230-nucleotide messenger RNA. RefSeq lists its product as uncharacterized. Gene Ontology annotation, cellular component: Golgi apparatus. Gene Ontology annotation, biological process: intra-Golgi vesicle-mediated transport; endocytosis; endoplasmic reticulum to Golgi vesicle-mediated transport. Gene Ontology annotation, molecular function: GTPase activator activity. The record is from RefSeq and is a predicted model, not a curated record. The transcript has a single exon. NCBI's taxonomy places the organism in Eukaryota, Fungi, Ascomycota, Saccharomycetes, Saccharomycetales, Saccharomycetaceae. The coding region runs from base 1 to 1230 and encodes 409 amino acids.